GAAGAGUAGAGAGAGAUGUCUGUAAAUAAGAGGUUCUCAUAGGGAGCGAAGGGAUAUUGAAUAAAUCCUGCUGGGAACUUGGCCGAUGUUUAUACUUUUCCCAGCAUCCCAAGUAUUCCCAACCUGAUCUGCUGGGGAGGAUUUCAUAAGACGGAAGAAAACUACAGCAUGAAGAAGAUAUUCUGGAACAAGCCGCAGUGAGUCUCACACCGCUCCCCAAUGAAGCUCCAUCUACUCUUCUCAGUCCUCAUAGUGGUCUUCAAUACCGAGAAAGGAUCGGGUAUUCCUGUUCCCAAACUACAUUUUCAGGAUAAAAUCUACGAGGAUGAAGACACAGAUAUCACAUGCACAUUGCAAAACACGGCCUGCCUGGACGUCACCUUGGAGAUAAAAGGCAAUGCAACAUUAACACAUUGUAAGGAGACACCAGCAGACUGUUCCCAAAACAGGUAUGAUACCAGAAAAGUGUGUACAGUGGAGAUCACCAAGGACAUGGACAAGAUGGAGUUCACAUGUGAGGCUCAUUUCAAAAUCCAGAGUAAGCCAGAGAAGAUGUAUUUACAAAGGGAACCUACUAUUACAGUCUGCCCUGAUAAACUGGUUUGGAAAGAGGGAGAAGAAAACAGUUUCCAGUGUUUGUCAGAUGGAUACCCACAACCCAACGUUACUUGUCGGAAAGACAACUUAAUAUACCCAGUAGGAGAAAAAUUCACAACAUCGAGAAAUAUGACCGGCAAUUUUUCCUGUAUCGCAAGAAACUUUGAUGAAGUAUCCAAGCGAGUAGAAGUGUCCGUACAGUACAAGCCUAAAGUAGUAGCUGUAAUAGUGAAUCCCACUCUCCACAAUGAAGGUGACGCAGUAACAAUUACUUGUGAGGCGGACAGUAACCCUUCUCCAACUUACUCCUGGGAAACCCCAUCGUCUGACAUUCAAUUUUCUCCAAACAACAAAACUGUUACAAUCCACAAGGUGUCCCGUAGUCACUUGGGAACGUACCGGUGCACAGCAAGCAACAUGCAUGGGAGCCACAGUCUGCAGCAGGAGCUCACGCUAGCAGCUCAGCCUAAAAUAUUAGCCAUAGAGACGGAACCAUCCACAGAGGUGCUUAAAGGUCAAAAUUUAACUAUGACCUGUAUUGCCACUGGAAUCCCUGCUCCCUCUUUGAGCUGGAAACAUCCAUCAGCUAUGGUUGAAACAUCUAAGGAUCCGGACACUAUCACUAUAUGGAACAUGUCGAUGGAACACGCAGGAAAUUACACCUGUACUGCUCAGAAUAAGUAUGGGAUAGCCACUCAGAGCCAGAAAAUCACACUUGCAGUCAAGCCUAAAGUAAUAAAUAUUAACGUCAAGCCUUCAACGACCGUGUCGGAAAAUGACAACUUGACCUUGACUUGUGUGGCUCAGGGUGCACCCCGUCCAACAUACAGUUGGCACCCUCUGACACCUAAUGUGAUCCCCUCACCUGAUAAGAGCAGCAUUACUAUCUUUGCUGCCCAGAAAGCCCAUGCCGGAGAUUAUAGCUGCACCGCUGAAAAUAAGCAUGGGCGGGACACAAUGACAAAGCAUAUAACAGUCACAGGAAACCGAGGAGACAGAAGCAAAAUGAGUAUCACCACCCUCACUAUGCUGAUCUUCACAAGCCUGAUCUUCUAUUUGCCCUAAGGAAUUCCCUCUUCAUCUACAGCAAAUAUAUGUUUUUUCACAUGGUUUAUUGUUUUCCAAAUCCAGGAACUGAAUUCAUUAAAUUUCUUCUUUUUUAUUUAUUGUAUCAUGGUUUUUCACCGGUUUUGAUAACACGAUUUUCUAAAGUGAUGUUUUUUGCUUUUUUUGCUGUAAUAUGUUUCAAGCAAACUAUAAUAAAGUUUUAUGUCAAAGACGAAAGAUGUAACCUGAGGCUAUUC
Molecule: messenger RNA, 1901 nt
Organism: Hyla sarda
Lineage: Eukaryota; Metazoa; Chordata; Amphibia; Anura; Hylidae
Product: neuronal growth regulator 1-like
Exons: 8
Coding region: 220-1662 (480 amino acids)
Biological process (GO): cell adhesion; axon guidance
Cellular component (GO): plasma membrane
Molecular function (GO): protein binding
Source: RefSeq, a predicted model, not a curated record